Chilo suppressalis (striped riceborer) is the source of this 1182-nucleotide messenger RNA. Lineage: Eukaryota; Metazoa; Arthropoda; Insecta; Lepidoptera; Crambidae. The record is from the annotation of a GenBank genome assembly.
UAACAAAAUUUCACACAGCCACCACAAUGAUUUAAACGAACUUUGUUAGAAUAACCAAUUUAUCGAAGCGUAUUUCUUGUAUUCGGAGAAUUCUAUUUAAUAUGCAUUUAAGGCUGUAUGUAUUACAAUAACAACGAUACCAAAACAAACACGAACAAAACAAUAGAUCGACUAACAAUAGUCGGGACCCUCUGGAAAACGAAAAAUUGGUGGCGAAACACUUGUGUACACCGAAUGCUUUGAUCCAAUAUGCAUGACAAUGGUGCGCGAGAGUGGAUGACACAGUACUUACUUAACACCUCUUAAAGAAGCACGACUUAUUAACAAUAAGUACAUACUUGCCUUACUUAAAAUUUUUCGGUUAUAAUUGUGUUUUGUGUGAAGAAAAGUAAAAGUUUGUGUUAGGUAAUUUACAAAAUUACAAAAAAUAGUAAAAUGUACAAUCAAACCUAUGAAGACGAAGCGCCUAUACCUCUAAUAGCAAAUUAUACGGUGGUCAAAGAAGGAGAAGAUGAAGAAAAAAGGGAAGCAGAGGAACGCGUCAUUCUAGAAAUCGGGCGGCAGGACGAGAAGCCUCGAGAAGAACAUACGUUCUCGCACAAGAAGUACGACAAAACAAUAUCGCAUCACAGGUCGUAUGUGCUAGAGGAUUAUGAACCUAGACGGUUCACGUAUUUUCGGCCGCAUGAAUUGGAAAAUGUGGGACAUGAAGUCCCCAGAUACUACGAGCAAGAGUAUCGGGAGUCGGUUGUCCAAGAAACUGCAAAUUCAGAAUCUUCUCUGGACUUCUCCCACGAGUCGCAGGACACUAGUAAAUAUGAGGAGACUGGACAAGACGCUUCUUUAAAUUGGAAGGAAAGGGCGCUGCAGCUUGAAAGAGGUAACCCUGGCUUGACUAUGCCACCAGCGCCCAACGUCACCGGGUUUGGGGACGGCGAGAUCCUUAUGGGAUCUCAAGCCGAGAAUUGGCGAGUGCUUCUAGAGGUAUUCCAGGCGGAUGGCGUCACCCCACGGGAGGAGUCUCCUCUCCGUCUGGGGCCUCUAAACCACUCGUACCUGGGGUCGGCUCAAAUAGAGGGCGUCUCUGAGAUUCGGGCCUCGGCUCUAGUUAACCGUUGUCUUGGGGGACGGGGAAAAACGCCCAGGUACGUACCUGUACCUGGUAUAGCGUGUCGUGUGUAG